Molecule: messenger RNA, 939 nt
Organism: Phycomyces blakesleeanus NRRL 1555(-)
Lineage: Eukaryota; Fungi; Mucoromycota; Mucoromycetes; Mucorales; Phycomycetaceae
Exons: 2
Coding region: 1-939 (312 amino acids)
Source: RefSeq, a predicted model, not a curated record
AUGUCAAAUAUACUCAAAGACAAAAACUAUUCAACAUCUUCUUACAGUAUGAAAAAUACUUCCGAAAGACGUCAGUCAGAAGCACUCUUGGAGCCAGAUCGAGACGACAACUCUGUUACCAUACAAGACAUGCCUAUAGACACUCCAGAACCAGAAACCGAUCCCACUUCUUUAUAUACUGAUCCUCUGUCAGACCCCAAAGUUAAACGAGCUUUUAUACUACGUCAAUUUCUUUCUCUUGCCAUCGUCCUUGUUAUAAACGUCGGCCUUCCUUUGUUGAUUUACUAUGUGCUGAAGAUGUAUAUCAGCAUUUUGGUUGCUCUUAUUCUAUCCGGUAUCCCUCCUCUCCUCCAUGUACUGAUUACCUUCUACCGGAAAAGACGUGUUGAUGUUCUUGGCUGCAUUUUCGUAAUCUCAUUCAUUUUGUCAGCUGUAUUGACACUUAUCAAUGGAAAUGUUCGGUAUGCUUUGUUACGUGACUCUGUUACUACUGCCAUUGUUGGUCUCAUGUUCUUGAUUACACUGAUCCCUCUCAAAACUCGAAUCCUUACUAUCCGUCCUCUCACAUUCCUCAUCACCCUACAAAUGACAACAGAGAUGCCGCCUAUGACUUGGACAGAUAGACAAGGAGAAGUCCACAGCCAGUCUUACAUGGAAUGGUGCUGGGAUCAAUUUCGAUGGGUCCGUAGAAACGCUUAUAUAACUACCUCCUUAUGGGGCUUUUUUCUUAUGGGCGAGUUUGUCGCAAGAGUUCUUAUGGUUCAAAGUACAUUGUCUGUCGACGAUAUUGUUCUUUACGGAAAUAUCAUCUUGAUAUGUGUUAUUGUUAUAAUGACAGUAUUUUCUGUUUUAAGAGCUAUGCAGUUCAGUAAGAUGUUCAAGCCAUAUGCAAUUGAAUGGCACAAGAAUAAUAAUUUCCCUGUAACUACCACCGUUUAA